Molecule: messenger RNA, 691 nt
Organism: Momordica charantia (bitter melon)
Lineage: Eukaryota; Viridiplantae; Streptophyta; Magnoliopsida; Cucurbitales; Cucurbitaceae
Source: RefSeq, a predicted model, not a curated record
UCUUUCUCCUGCGAUUCCAUCCCUUCGAAUUCCUCAAUCUCCGGUGACGAUGUCGGCCAUGGGUUCCUCUCCUUCCAUUAAAGACAUUCUCGGUGAACUGGAGAAGGACUCGUACAUCCCUUUACUGUCGAAGCUCAUCGGCGAGUCCAGGUACGUCCAAAACAAUCCACCGGACCUGAUUCCUGAAGAGGAUAAGGUCAUCAAUCACGUUCUUGACAUUCUCCUUCCUCUCCGCUUCGAUAAUGGCGGACCCUUGGAGAUCUACCAUGUGAGCUACUCUCCGGGCCGUGGAAAUUUGAUUGUGAAGUAUCCGGGCACUGAACCUAAUAGACUAGUUUCCUUCGUCGGAAGUCACUUGGACGUGGUCACUGCUGAUGACAAGGACCCCGUUUGGGUUUAACGGAUGCAUACCAUGCUGAAAAUGAGUACUGUCUUUAUAAGGAUAUGGCCAAUGGCUACAAGGUUUUUGCCAGCAUCAUCUCUCAAUUGGAAGAAGAUUGAUUAUAAAUCGUUGUUGUUUUAGAGGUACUAUUUAAGAGAGUGAAUGCAGUAUAACUCUGUAUUUUCAUGCUCACUGCAGAGUAAUAAAUAAAGUUUAUCUGCAGAGUAUGCUUUGUAAUCCUGAAUGCUUUUCUGGUUUCAUCUGUAAUUUGUAUUCAAUAAAGGCAAUGCUUGUUUAUUUGUUUCCUAA